This is a messenger RNA of Mustela erminea (ermine), 356 nucleotides long. RefSeq names its product zinc finger protein 891-like. Bases 3 to 356 code for a protein of 117 amino acids. Lineage: Eukaryota; Metazoa; Chordata; Mammalia; Carnivora; Mustelidae. The transcript has 3 exons. The record is from RefSeq and is a predicted model, not a curated record. Gene Ontology annotation, biological process: regulation of DNA-templated transcription.
GGAUGCAGAACCUUUCCGCGAGCGCGCGAGGGUCUGCCGGACCGCGCCGCUGGAGGGGGUCCUCUACGGGGCGCCCUCCGGGAACGCCGCGGGAACGAACGCGUACAACCCACAGAGCAACCCUACAGCAGGUCUCCUUCCUCGCAGUCUCCCUACAGGCCUGGGUGGAUCAGAUGACUUUGUGGCUGCAGGAAUCGGUGACCUUCACCCAGGAGUGGCAGCAGCUGGAGCCAGCUCAGAGGGACCUGUACAGAGAUGUGAUGCUGGAGAUUUUCCAGAACCUGCGCUCACUAGCUCUGGAAGAAGGCCACGUGGGUGACGAGCAUGUGUUCCGGCUCCUUCAGAUCCAGGCCUAA